Acaulospora colombiana is the source of this 255-nucleotide messenger RNA. Lineage: Eukaryota; Fungi; Glomeromycota; Glomeromycetes; Diversisporales; Acaulosporaceae. The record is from the annotation of a GenBank genome assembly.
AUGGCGGCGGAGUCUUGGUAUUAUGCCAUAGGUUGUAUGGAUGCGAAGGUACGUGCAACCUCGAAUGGGGGAGAUAAUUUUUUCGCAAUAGAACGGGAUGCGAAUUUAUUUUACCGGGGAUUCCCGUGCACAUGGAUGAAAGGAGAUCUGUUAAACAAGAAUUUACCUACGGAUUUUAUAGAACGUGGUGCAUACAAGAAUAAAAACACAGCCCGUUCUCCGGAGAAGCUCGUGGAAACAAGACAAUUGUGGUAG